Messenger RNA from Ilyonectria robusta, 2799 nucleotides. RefSeq names its product kinase-like domain-containing protein. The record is from RefSeq and is a predicted model, not a curated record. Gene Ontology annotation, biological process: protein phosphorylation. Gene Ontology annotation, molecular function: protein kinase activity; protein binding; ATP binding. The transcript is spliced from 6 exons. Bases 1 to 2799 code for a protein of 932 amino acids. Lineage: Eukaryota; Fungi; Ascomycota; Sordariomycetes; Hypocreales; Nectriaceae.
AUGGCAAAGCGUCUAUCAGAUACGCCCGUCACUCUGCACAAGCCUUGGGGAUAUCUGAAGCAGUCCUCCCCAAGCUUUCCACACCUGACGCUUGGCGGUGUUCAAUCAAGUGCCCAUUCAUCACGAAAAACGGGUCAGGCAUACAUUGAGCCGAAAUCCUCGAGCCUCAGGUCUUGGCCGGACGAUGUGGAAGACCUUGCGACUGUAGACGGGGACUACAGGGGGUGCCUUAUAGUAUCUGACACUAAUGUCGACGGACGAAGAGUCUCAAAGAGACACUGCCUUUUAUUUCCCAUUCGCAAGGACGGUCAUAUCGUCGUCAUCCUGCAGAACGUGUCCACCAACGGCUUCCUUAUCAAACUCAAUGGCGAAUGGCUCGGGUUCCCUACAAUGCGACAGCUCGAUGAUGGAGACGUCAUUACUGUAUCUUCUGACAUUCGGCUCCGGUUCUCAGCAGGACAAAAUCCCCCUUACACUUUUAGGAAAAGAUAUUCUCGCCUCGAUCUGUUAGGAAAAGGCCAUUUCGCAAGAGUUCGCCGGUGCCGCUCAGGUGGGCGCGACUUUGCAGCCAGAUUUCUAAGGACCCGUCAAGAUACGCCGCUGGACGAAAAGGCGAACCUAAUACUCUUGGGAAUCCAACAUCCGAAUAUAGUGGCGAUUCGAGAAGUAUUUCACGAAGGUGACCGGAUGAUUUAUGUCAUGGAACUUAUGGGAGGGAACUCGCUGUUCAACCUCCUCACGUCAAAGCAGAUGUUAGCGGAGACGGAAGGUCGCACGAUAUUUCGACAAGUUUUCAGUGCUAUCCAAUUUCUUCAUUCACGCAAUAUCGUGCAUCGAGACAUCAAACCCGAAAGUAUCCUCAUGGCUAGUACGACCGGUCUUCAGGCAAAACUUGGCUGCUUCAACUUUGCCACGUAUAUGUCUCCUGGCAGUAACCUCGAGACGUUAUGCGGAGACCCGAGAUUCCUAGCUCCCGAGAUGCUUCGAGAUUCGAAGCAUCGGCGCUACGGCAACGCAGUGGACAUAUGGUCCAUGGGAGUCACUAUGUACAUUUGCCUCUGUGGCUUCGCCCCGUUCUCUGACGAACUUUACUCAAAAGAUUUUCCCUAUACAUUGGAACGGCAAAUUGAGGAAAGCAAAUUUUACUAUCCGUCACCGUAUUGGGACUCAGCCAGCGACCCAGUCCUUGAUCUAAUUGAUUGUAUGCUUUGCGUUGACGCGAAGAAAAGACUCACAAUAGAACAAUGCUUGGCGCAUCCUUGGCUUGUGUCCGACGAUGAUUCCUUUGCUUUCGAGACACCCCUCGAACAUUUCGCCGAUUCCAAGCUUCGACCCCCUCCGGCGCCCCUGCUGAGAAACAUCUCGAUCCCCGACAGGUCACUGGAACCAAAAUUUAUGGAGAUGGCAGCAGAGUUUAAGGAGAUAGCAGCAGAGUUCCUGGAGAAUCAUCGCCCCAGAAAGGGGCUCUCUAUUCGUGAGGCUUCGGACGCGUUCGCUGAGAACAACAGGAUUUCGGGUAUCAAUACAGAAUACGACGAGAACAUUUACACAAUCGCCAUUGACAAGAACCACCCCCAGUACCGGAAGCGGUUGGCUACUGCGGAAAAGAAGGCCAGAGAAAUUGAGCGCGCUGCGCAUACCGCCGUCCAAGUUGCCGAAGAGACGCAUGCUGAAUCAUCCGCAAAACUAGAUGAGCUGCCCGAAGAGGUUCAGGAUGACUUGAUAUUCAAUGAUAUGGGUGUUCAGGGCUCCAGUUGGACUUUCACGGAAGGGGAAACAACCUCCGAGCACGAGAUACCGUUGAAGAUUGAUGGGCACCCCGUUGUCAUCCCAAUUCGCUAUUACUAUCCCCUGAUGGCCAUCUCGUCGCCACCACCAGAUCCACAUCCCCGGAUCAUUUCACCUCUUGACCCGCUGCCAGACGACACGAUUUCAGAGAUAUUCGUGACCUUCACAGAAGCUGUCGGAUUCUAUCUCCUGGUCAAUGGUUAUCUGCAAAUCAUUGUCCCCGAAGACUUUGACUACGAGAGCAGCAUUUCAAGCCUGCCGGAUGAGUUUGGUGGUCUGAAAGUUAGCUUCAUUCCUCAAUCUCUCUAUCCAACUGCAGGUGAGCCGGUGGCAACGGCAACACCCUCUUCCACUACACAGUCUGGUUCCGGCAUGACCGGUGGAAGUUCAACAACAGCGACAGAAGAACCGUCAAAUCAACCUCCAGCAACGAGAAACCUGCCAAUCAGAAGAUCAACGUCAACGAUCCCGGAAGAUACCGCUAAUCAGGGGAUAACUGCCAAUUUCAAGGGUUCCCUAGGCAGUACUAUUCGAGCUGUGGUGAAGGGCGGCAAAUCUAAGACUCUGUUCGAGGGAAAGAUCGGUGUUUUGGUUACUCCAGUCGCAGGCGAUAACAGGAAAUUCGCGACCGUACCGACGCAUGUCUUUACAAGUGCAUGCAACGUCUCAAAGAUGAGCUCGACGGAAAUCGCAGACUGGAUUGACAUGGUGAGCGUUCAAUCUACAAGUACCUCGACCGAUUUAGGAAAUUUAGUGCAGGUUUUUGAUCCUUGCCCUCAAUCCUUUCCCAUCGGAUUUACCUCCGAUGUUAGCCUUAUCGAUGUUAGCCAGAUUCCAGCUACACGGGUUCGCUCCACCGCAAAGGGUGGACUUCCAAUAAUGCAGUGGUUGGAUCAAGAUAGCUGGAAGACGAUCCAAUACAACUCCAGCAACCUAUUUCUCCUAGAUGGCGAGCCUAGAGAGGCAAAAAGCAUCGGUAUUGUAGACAGUCGUUGCCAGCGUUCUUGCUAA